CUAAAAUAAUCCAGUGAGGUCAGCACCCGAGGCAUCCUGGGGUGAUUUUGUACAGACUGUUCCUUCUCUGCUGAGGAGUGACCGAGUGGAGCGUGGAAGUGUCCCUGCUCAGAGAAGCACCCGUCACACAGACAGGCAGGCAGGCACAGACAGAGGAACAUGAUGAUGACGGCAGCACCACAUGACAUCACCAAAGAGAGGAUGCUGCAUGCUAAGACUACAGGGGUCAGAGGAGAAGGUCUGAACCUGGGGAAGAAGAUCAGCGUUCCAAAGGAUCUGAUGAUGGAGGAGCUCAACCUUCCAUCUAAUCGAGGCUCUCGCAUGUUUCAGGAGAGACAGAAGAGGGCUGACAGGUUCACCGUGGAGAACACCGCCAAUGGUCCUUUUUACAACCUCCAUGAUCAAGUACAGGCCAGUUUCCCUCAACAGAUUACACCAGAUGGAGGAAAGGAAAACCCUGUACCUGGAAAGCACAGCCUGGUCAUGAACCUGCAGAAGACCAUAGCAAAGAAGGGCAGUCCUGACAUCAUCGCUCCCGGAUAUUCUGGCCCUCUGAAGGAGAUUCCUCACGAGAAAUUCAAUACAACAGUAAUCCCCAAAUCCUACUGUUCCCCUUGGAGUGAAGCUUUGGGUGGCAACGAAGAGCUCCUAAAUACCAUCAAUACCCAGCUGGCCCAACCUCCACAUAUGGCACAGCCAGCCAGCUACAGGUGCUUUAACAGAUCUCCAAUGCCAUUUGGGGGCAUCGUGACCAGCAAAAGAGCGAUUCCGGUGAUUGGCUUUGAGCCGAUGGAAUCCCACAACCUGCCUGGCAUCGCUGUGGGCCGCAUGUGUCGACAUUCAAACUUCAACAGAGCACCCAAGGGAUGGGGAAUUGAUUACAGCCCUGAAUCUAAUGAACUAUAAAAAAAGGAAUAAUAAAGACUGAAGCAUUGACCUAUGCGCGCACCUCUCCUUGCGCAAAUAUGACCCCUCUGUUAAUCAGCGGGCACAGCAGGAGAGGGUUUAAAAGAAAGAAAAAAAAACUGCAUGAUGUGUUGUGGUUUUCUAAUGCAGAGUGGUUUGACUAGCUGAAGCAAACUCACAGUAUUUAACAGAUCAUUAACAUCCUGAGAGAACAACCUAAGGCUGUUAAGCCUUUAGAGUAUGCAAUCCCAUCAACACCUCCACCUUCUUUCCACCUCUUUAUUUUCAGAGUCUCUGCUUGCAGGAUAGGUCUCCUUUGUAAUAACGCAUGGUUGAUUGAUGAAUAAUUUCCACUCUGAUGUUAUUAAUGACAAAAAUGAUUUGUUUAAUGACAAGUGAAAACUUUCAAAGAAAGUCUUAACAUGAGAAGUUAUUAUGCAGAAGAUAUUAAGGUUGUGGAAACUUAAAAAAAAAAAAUAAAUACCUGAACAUAAUGGUUUAAAAUGGUCUUCAGAAUGACAUUAUGGUACUACAUAAAAUAAGAUAAAUGCAGGUUUCACUUUGCUUACACAAGUGAAUAUAUACAAUGGCAUUCUAACAACCAGUUACUGUGUUGGUGUUAUAAAUGCUCAGUAGUGAGUCACCUUUCCAGCCAAAGGUGGCACCUGUUGAGUUCAUUUACAGCAAUGCAUGUGGCAAAAUAAAUCAGGUGUUUUCCUGGGA
Messenger RNA from Thalassophryne amazonica, 1629 nucleotides. RefSeq names its product myozenin-2. Bases 160 to 906 code for a protein of 248 amino acids. Gene Ontology annotation, molecular function: actin binding; telethonin binding; FATZ binding. The transcript has 6 exons. The record is from RefSeq and is a predicted model, not a curated record. Gene Ontology annotation, cellular component: Z disc; actin cytoskeleton. NCBI's taxonomy places the organism in Eukaryota, Metazoa, Chordata, Actinopteri, Batrachoidiformes, Batrachoididae.